Messenger RNA from Myotis lucifugus (little brown bat), 2234 nucleotides. It is a transcript of the gene CFAP184, whose product is annotated as coiled-coil domain containing 96. Gene Ontology annotation, cellular component: ciliary basal body; axoneme. Gene Ontology annotation, biological process: cilium assembly. The record is from RefSeq and is a predicted model, not a curated record. The transcript has a single exon. Bases 177 to 1841 code for a protein of 554 amino acids. NCBI's taxonomy places the organism in Eukaryota, Metazoa, Chordata, Mammalia, Chiroptera, Vespertilionidae.
CGGUCGUCCGACAGCGGCCUCCCAUUGGUUUUGAUCUGCUGGAAGGCGGGGAGAAGGGGCGGGACGUCAGUCGGACGCCUGGCCAAUCGCCGGGCCCACCGCGAGCGCCCCUGGUUGCCCCUGGAAACCGAACAGCCGGGAGCUGCGCUCAGCUGCGCGGGCCGAGUCCGGGAAAGAUGGAAGGCCACUCGGAACAGCCUAGGGACUCGGAGAAGGAACACGGAGAUGUGGCGAGCCUGGCCCCGCGGCCGUCCGGGGUCAAGGCCAGCUCUGGCCCCCAGUCCCCAGCCGAGCCCGCGGAGCCGAUAGCCGUAGAGACUUCAGAGAGAACUUCCGCCGCGGUCGAGCCCGCCGAGCCCCCGGAGCCGGCCGAGUCGGACAAGCCGGCCGAGCUCGCCGAGCUCGGGGAAGGGCCGUUGGCCACCGAAGCUGAGGGGCCCGGAGAGCGGGAGCGGCCGGCCGAGGCCGAGGCCGAGCCUGAGCCUGAGAAGCCGACCGAGGAGCCAGCCGAGCCGGGGUCCGAAGGCGGGCCCGGGCCCGAGGAACCGGAGGAGAAGAGAGAAGAGGCGCCCGAGGAGGAAGAGGCGGAGACACCCAAGGAGGCGAGGAGUAAGAAAGCCUCGUCGCAGGCUUCGGUGCGGCGGUCCGCGACCAGCCAGGAGGAGGCUGUACUCGUCCCGGAGGCUGAGCGCGAGGAGCUGGAGGAGGAGGAGGAGGAGGUGGUGGAGAGCGAGGUGAGCGCGAGGAAGAGCGUGGAAGGAAGUGAGAAGGGGCUGGACGAGGAACUCAAGGAUGCGGAGUUGGAGUGGACUGAGGAGGUGCAGAGGCAGCAGGAGCAGCAGCUGCGCUCCGAGCUCCUGGAGCAGUACCGCACCCUGAGGGUGGAGCGGAGCCACUACCAGCGCUACAACAUCUACCUGCAGCACAAGAUCUAUGAGGCGCUGCGCAAGAAGAAGGGCCUGGAAGCGGCCGAGGUGCCCGAGAAGGGCGCCGAGCCCGAGGCCCCCGAGAAGGAGGAAGCCUACCUCCACUAUCUGGCCCUGCUGGAGGAGCUCAGGAAGCAGGAGGCCGACGACCUGGACUGGUACCACCAGGAGCUGGACCAGCUGAAGCAGCAGUGCAAGGAGAAGGUCUCCAGCGUGGAGAAGGAAUGGCGACGAUUCCAGGCACUCAAGAAGCAGGUAGUGCUGCAGGCCAUGGGCAGCUGUCGGCUGAGGGGCGGUCGCCAGGCUGCCCUGCGGGAGGUGGAGCAGAUCCAGGCGCUGGAGGACAAGAAGGAGAAGGAGAUGAGUGCCGUGCGGCUGGAGAACGUGCAGCUGAAGCAGAGCCUCGUGCAUUUUGAAACCAGGAUGCGGACCCAGGAGGACACGUCCGACGGCUUGCUCCUCAUCGACUUUGAGCAGCUGAAGAUUGAGAACCAGACCUUCAAUGAGAAAGUGGAGGAGCGAAACGAGGAGCUUUUGAAACUGCAGGGCAAGGUGAACAACAAUGUGCAAAUCAUCACCCACGUGAAGGAAAAGUUGCACUUUGUGGAUAUUGAAAAUAUGAGCAAAAAGGCGCAGCUUUUGGAGGUCGAGGCUCAGGUGGCCCUAAGGAGGGACAUCCUGACCAAGACGAAGCAAGCUCGAGACAACCUGCGGAUCGACAACAUCAAGCUGAACCAGAGGUGUGGGCUCCUGGGCAAGGAGUCUCUCCUCCGGGACAUGGAGGAGAAGGUGGGCAGGACCGAACAGCUUCAGCAGCACUUGGAAAACCUGCAGCGCCACCACGCUGGGCUGGUUCUGUCCUGCCGGGGGGUGAAGCAGAAGAUCCGGGAAGCCAGGGCCUUCCUCCCCUCCUGACGGGCUCACCUCGGCAGACGCUAUUGUCGGUUAACUUUUAUUCUCCAUGUGUUGCCAUUCUUUAAAAGGCUUGUGAUAUUUAGGAUGGAACUACAUUUUGUAUUUAUCUCAUACUCUUUCAGCUUCCAAAUGAGUGAGUGGUGGGCACAAAAUUGGGUUAGCAGUGGGUUUUAUUAUAGGGUCAAGCAAAGCAGGUCCAGAGGAACAAACAAUAGGUGAUGUGCCCCCCUUCUCAUGAAACACUGUCGAUAGUCUUUUAUAUCUGAGCGACUCCAUCAUCUCAGCGACCUGAUGCUAAGGAGAACUGCCCCCUCCCCCAUGUCGGAGGGGCAGCCAGUGGGCAGGAUGUCCCCAGUUCCUGUGCCGAUUAUUAAAUCUCUGCAUUAAACUGUG